Molecule: messenger RNA, 1109 nt
Organism: Oncorhynchus gorbuscha (pink salmon)
Lineage: Eukaryota; Metazoa; Chordata; Actinopteri; Salmoniformes; Salmonidae
Product: trace amine-associated receptor 6-like
Exons: 1
Coding region: 130-1092 (320 amino acids)
Biological process (GO): G protein-coupled receptor signaling pathway
Cellular component (GO): membrane
Molecular function (GO): trace-amine receptor activity
Source: RefSeq, a predicted model, not a curated record
UUUCUGUCAGUAGCUCAGGGAUAAAUAGAGAGGCAGAGCACAGAGUUUGUCAGAAGGCGGACCUGACAGGGUCACACACAGGACCAAGCAGGAGCAGCAGGACCUCAGCAUUUUGACACUUUAUUACAAAUGGAGAAACAUGAUGAUGUUCAAUACUGUUUUCAGGGCAGAAACUCUUCUUGCAGAAAGGCUUUGCUAUCGACAUCUAUCUACAUAACACUGUACGUCUUCUUCUCAUUGAUUUCGGCAGUUACAGUAUUUUUGAAUCUACUGGUGAUCAUCUCCAUCUCUCACUUCAAGCAGCUCCACACUCCAACCAACCUGCUCAUCCUCUCUCUGGCUGCGUCAGAUCUCCUGGUGGGACUGAUUGUGAUACCAGUAGCGACUUUAACAACAAUGGAAUCAUGCUGGGGUUUUGGAGAAUAUUUCUGUGUGUUUCAAUUCUUCAUUACUUUUUUAUGUACUUCUUUAUCUCUGGGCAAUUUGGUCUUGAUAUCUAUUGACCGCUAUGUUGCUGUGUGUGAUCCCUUAUUGUACCACUCUAAAAUAACAAUAACAGGAACUAUCUGUUGUAUAUCCAUUACCUGGUCUUGUUGUAUCAUAUACGAUGCUGUUGUUAUACAAAACUUUGUAAAUGUACAGACACCCAGUAGGUGUUUAACAGAAUGUGUUGUUGUUGAAGGAAUAACAUGGGUUAAUAUAAUUUCCGUUGUUUUUAUAAUGGUUGUCCCGUGCUCUAUUAUUAUAACACUUUAUUUGAACAUCUUUGUGGUGGCCAGAUCACAGGCCAGAAAGGUAUUUUCAAAAGAGACCAACAGUGAGUCUGGUGUUCAAACUGUACAAGCAAAUAAGUCUGAGAGAAAAGCAGCAAAAACUCUCGCUAUUGUUGUUUUCACCUAUCUCCUUUCUUGGAUUCCAUCUCUAUUUAUUUACUUUGUUUUUUCUGUUACAGGUGAUCAUUUAAUAUCAUAUUUCACUAGUUAUCUGGCAUUUGUUAAUUCCUUAAUUAAUCCAAUAAUUUAUGCUUUCUUUUAUCCAUGGUUCAAAGUGACAGCUAAACUUAUUUUAACUUUGAAGAUAACACGUUUAUAGUUCCUAUAAUAUGAUUU